Tarenaya hassleriana is the source of this 1210-nucleotide messenger RNA. Its product is annotated as ervatamin-B-like. The transcript is spliced from 2 exons. Gene Ontology annotation, molecular function: cysteine-type endopeptidase activity. Bases 1 to 1035 code for a protein of 344 amino acids. The record is from RefSeq and is a predicted model, not a curated record. NCBI's taxonomy places the organism in Eukaryota, Viridiplantae, Streptophyta, Magnoliopsida, Brassicales, Cleomaceae. Gene Ontology annotation, cellular component: lysosome.
AUGGCCUCGUCUGUAAUAUUUCCGAUACUAACCAUUCUUGUGAGCUCCACGAUCUCUGGAGCCACCUCUCGUGGCGGCAGCUUCUUGUCCGAAGCAUCAAUGGCCGAGAAACACGAGCAAUGGAUGGCUAGAUUCGCUCGCGUUUACGCAAACGAAUCCGAAAAACAGAUUAGGUUUGAUAUAUUCAAGAAAAACUUGGAGUUCGUCGAGAACUUCAACAAGAAUGGGAACGCGACAUACAAUUUGGGUAUUAAUCAGUUCUCGGACAUGACCGACGAGGAAUUUCGUGCCAUUUACACUGGACUUAACAUGCCGGAAGGUAUAAAUGGAAUUUCCUUGUCCGGAUCCGAUGAAACGGCGGCCUUUCGGUACGGGAAUGUCACUGACGCCGCUGAGAGCAUCGACUGGAGGAGUGAAGGGGCAGUUACCCCUGUCAAGAGCCAGGGGCGUUGUGGUUGUUGUUGGGCGUUCUCGGCUAUCGCGGCGGUGGAGGGCAUCGCAAAGAUCACGAAAGGCGAACUCGUAUCUCUGUCCGAACAACAGCUUUUAGACUGUGACACUGAAUACAACGCAGGCUGCGGGGGCGGAAUAAUGUCGAAAGCCUUCGAGUACAUAACCAAGAACCAAGGCAUCGCGUCGGAGGAAGACUACCCUUAUCAAGAAUCGCAGCAAACCUGCCAAGCAAACGCUCGAUCCGCCGUUAGAAUCAGCGGGUAUGAGACCGUUCCAAGAAGCAACGAGGCAGAGCUGAUGAAGGCGGUGUGGAAGCAGCCGGUCUCGGUGGCGAUAGAAGGGACGGGAGAAGCAUUCAGGCAUUACUCGGGCGGGGUGUUUGACGGAGAAUGUGGUACGGAUCUGCAUCACGGGGUGACAAUCGUAGGGUACGGAAUGAGCGAGGGGAACAAGUAUUGGUUGUUGAAGAAUUCUUGGGGAGAGAGUUGGGGAGAGAGUGGUUACAUGAGGAUUCGGAGAGAAGUGGAAGCUCCUGAGGGUAAGUGUGGUUUGGCAAUCUUGGCCUUCUAUCCAGUUGUUUAAUCAACCGUCUACUUAUAGUGGAAACCCUAAUCGAAGUUCCGACAACACAAGAGAAUAAGUUUAGACAAAGACAAGAUAAGAAGAUCGUUUAUUUGCUUAUGAUUUAUGGAUUGUUGCGUGUAAUGCACGCGCGGUAUCAGUCGCUGUUUAUGUAAUUUGAAGUUUGUGAAACGUU